AUGCCAUCUUUGAACCUGAAAGCAAAGAAGUUGGAGAUCGCUUCACUCCUGGACGAACUCGCCCGCGACCACAAACGUUCUUACGUGAAAGAAAAGUCUCGCAAAGAAGAACUCCUCGCAGAAGUCAUCGAGAGCGUCAUCGACUGGCUCAAUGAUAUAUGGAGAGUCAUAUACGAGUACGGUACAAAUUUUUCAAAGGCCCAUGCUUGUCUUUUGUACGUGUCUCAAGCGGUCGAACAGAUCGGUAACGCGCGGGUCGGCUCCUCUGGCAAGGUCGUCAAGUCUUUCCAUUUCACUGGCGCACACAACCUCCAGCGUGUUAUGCUUUGGAUUUGGCGCGACCUUUUCGUAGUCAUGCUUGCCGAUGGCACUAAGCGUCAGAAGUCUGCCAUCCCAGAUAUGCUCGACGAUAUUCGCACCGAAUUCGGCUGGAACGCCCUCGAGCGAUUACUCUACGGUGGUCAAAAACCCGAUGACGACGAAGAUGACGACGACUUUGAUUUCGAUGAUGAUAUCGAUUAUGACGAUGAUUACAGUGAAGACUACACGGACACUGACGGAAACUCCGCUGGCACCGCUUGUAGCGAUGCUCAAUGUGCCUGUGGUUUCCACGCAUGCCAUUGGUCUAGCAAGUUCAAUGACGUUCACAUAUCCCUGCGCAAGCUCAUCCGCACGUCUCUCAUUUCUCUCUUUGCUACCAUGCCCAGUCCAAUUCUCUUUGCAAGUAUCGGCGACAUAUCUGAAGCGGAUGGAACGGACGAGGAUGACCUUUGCGAAGAGCUCCUCCCCACACUAAUGCGUAUCGCCACUUACAGCCCCGAGAAUUUGCUACAGCACUGCAUAUAUCUUGCAACCAUAAUACUUGCCGCAGAACCACCCUACCAGCUCAAUGCACUACGCAUCGUCGAGAAAGAGCUGCUCGACACUGUGCACGCCAUCCGCGCCGCCGUGCGGAGCGCAUUUUGUCAUAUUGAUGUUCAGGCCAAUAAGACGGAGCUGACCGAGAUCAUAGCAUUGCGCCUGGAAGCACUGGGUCGACGAGGGCGGAUUGACCGCUGGGUGGGUGCUGUAGUAUCGCCUACAAGUGAAACUGCCCAUCCGAUGGCACUGGCGGCGCUCAUGAUGGGGCUUCCUCUCCCCCCUGGGAUGGAAGGGGCUAUGGACGAUACUGACCCGCUCGGGUACAUCGACAUAGAUGUCCAGGAUCCGGAUCUGGAUGACCUGCGGGAAGAUUUCCGUCCGAACCUAAAGGCACGCCUCGAGGGUUGGAUAGAAGCGGGACGGACAAUCAAGGGAGGGAUGUCAGUAUUACUGAAGGUGUAUGCUGUGAUCAUCGAGAUGAUGCCGUUCUUGGGUGCGCCAGAUAUAGUUGAUGAAAUGACGGGACGGCUCUCUGAGAAACCAAGUAAACUCUUUCUCUGUGACGCCCUUGAUGCGCUGUGGGAUUUCUGCAGACAGCAGAGGCGCAGGUUUGCAAAGCCAAAGAGCAAGCAAAAGCCGCCAUGCACCCCCAAUACCUCCCAAGCACCAAGCCAAUCAAGUAAUCAAUCAAGUAAUUCUGGGGGCGUAACGUUCAUUGCGAUAAAUAACUCUCAGUCUUGUCCGGGGGGAGUAGUGGAUGAUGUCGAUUGAGUUUGCUCCUUUUAUUUUUCCUACAGUGCGCACUCUUAGCUUACUAGUACCCUAUUUUGUGGCUCAUCAAUUCCUUGCUCCAGAUCAUCAAUAACAAACAUUGAACCAUGAUCUAGGGUUGGGGUUCCCAAACACGCACAAACAUUUAAACCGCAGCCUGUUUCCGUAUUGGGACUUACUUUGUCAAGACCUUCGCAG
Messenger RNA from Suillus subalutaceus, 1830 nucleotides. RefSeq lists its product as uncharacterized. The coding region runs from base 1 to 1632 and encodes 543 amino acids. NCBI's taxonomy places the organism in Eukaryota, Fungi, Basidiomycota, Agaricomycetes, Boletales, Suillaceae. The record is from RefSeq and is a predicted model, not a curated record. The transcript is spliced from 5 exons.